UGCAGGCUCUUCCACUGAAGACCUUCAAUCUGAGGUUUUUUUUGCCAUGGCUGCCAUGAGACUCUUGCUGCUCUUCUGUCUUGUCUUGGCGAGCGUCUCUUCUGUGAGAAAACUUAACAAUAUUGACGAACUGAAAAACAUCACGUAUGCCAAGUCUGCUCCACGUCAUGGGCUCCAGCUGCUGUUCUGGUUUGCCCAAAAAGUUCUGAAUGUUGACCAGAACAACAAUCUCAUCCUUGAUUCAAAUUUUGAUCCCACUAGAGACGACUUCGGAUUCCACAAGUAUGAAAAUAUCGAGCAUAUUCUCCCCUCAUUGGCUUCAUGGGAGAGUUACUAUUCAGUCGGCAAUUUAAAAUCUCCCGCAGCUAAUGCAUUACCAGCAUAUGUCCGAAAGUAUUACAGAAACACCAAUGUGCCUGAAAGAAACAUGGACCGACUCAUCGUCUCUGUGAAACAAAAUAAACCAAACAAGAUUCUCAAGGUGUUUAUUACGGCUCAUAACCUUCACAAGAGUGAUUUUAAUCCUUCUGACACUUAUGAGAUUGACCCUGCACUGCUCUUGCAGAUCAGAGACCCUCAUAACUGCACUCUAGACGAGAACAAUAAAUAUGAUAUUUACUCAAUACCACGUGAUACAGAAGACGUAGUCUAUAACAGAUGUCUUCAGUUUCUGAAAGAGGCAGGAUACAGCACCAGUGACUGUAAAUACAGUCAGAUCAGUCACCGAAAGAAACGCUCACCAUAUUUGCAAUGCAAUACAUAUGAAGGAAUCAAGCUAGACAUAAAAGCAACCGCAGAAGGUACCACAAAACUCAUAUGGGAGAUUCCUACAAAUAUAAUGGAAAACUCAAAGUAUGUGCACAUUGAAAUUUGCCAGAACAUUUAUUCCAGUGAAACGAAUGAAGUUCAUACACAUGUCAAGAAACGGUUUAAUAUUUACGAGUCUUCUGGGGCUUUAGAAACUCCUGUACUUCUGAAUAAUGGUCUCCAACCUCGAUUGCGACUGUACCCAUCCCUUUUUGAUUUUCAGUUUACCAACCCUUAUAUCUGGUAUGGCCCAGAGUUUAAUCAAGCUAACGGAUUGUUGCCCACAGUUAUAAAGGGGUAUGACGCAAGUCUACAGCUCCACGUUAUAGACGGAAAAGCCUACGCUCGACUCUACAUCAAGAAAACCUUCAGGAACUGGAUGUCUGCAUUUACUAAAUCAUGGGUGGGCUUUUACAAGAGUUCACUAGAUAACAAUGAUGACUAUUUAGCAUACCAAUAUGCUGACAGGUUUUCAAAGAUUGAAAACUACAUUGUACACAAAUAUGAUAUUUACCAGUACACUUCCAAUUUGCCCAUUGCUCCAGGACUUCAAAUUCGCUUUAUGCUGGAUAAAAAAUACGAUAAAGUUUUAGCACAAACUACUCCCUGGGAGGGCGUUGAAACCCUGACAAUGUUGCCAUCAGAUUGCGCCGCAAUAAAUCCUGAUCUUCUGCCUGAACUGUUAUCAAAUGGUCGCGAGCUAUUCUAUGGUCCAGGUUUGGAUGAUGCUGGUCUGCAGCUCUUUAGCAAAGACAGUAAAGCUUGUGCUCGGCUUUUUAUCAAGAAGACUUUCGCAAACUGGAAAGACGCCUUCUACUACUCAUGGGUGGGGUUUUACACGAGUUCAAAAGAUAAAAAGGAUGAGUAUCAAACAUAUCAGUAUGUCACAAAAUUUGAAAAGAUAGAGGAAGAUGAUGAGAGUUAUGAUGUUUACGAGUACAAAUCCAGCCUGGACAUUGUUCCAGGAGUGCAAAUCCGUUUCAUGUUGGACAAAAGUUCUGAAAAAGUAUUAGUGCAAACUAAACCAUGGAAAAGUGGUUAAAACAUGGUUGUAACAAUGCUUAAAGCUGGAGAAUGUUUCACAUUUGACUUCAAUUUUUCUGAGAAUUUACAUAUAUACAUUAACAUCAGUUACAUCUGUUAAGAAUGAUAAUUCAUACAUUGUUCAGAACAUGUUAAUCACAGAUCACUGAAAUACUUGUCAUUAACAUUACAACUAUUUCAGAUAGAAAAGAUCAGUUUUGAUAACCUACUAAUUUCAAUUUCAUUAUAAAAUAUACUGUUUGUUGUAUACUUCUUGUUGUAUAACUUCUAUUAAAAUGCAUCAGAUGAAA
Messenger RNA from Danio aesculapii, 2141 nucleotides. RefSeq lists its product as uncharacterized. The transcript has 2 exons. Lineage: Eukaryota; Metazoa; Chordata; Actinopteri; Cypriniformes; Danionidae. The coding region runs from base 47 to 1849 and encodes 600 amino acids. The record is from RefSeq and is a predicted model, not a curated record.